Dromaius novaehollandiae (emu) is the source of this 5040-nucleotide messenger RNA. It is a transcript of the gene NEDD9, whose product is annotated as neural precursor cell expressed, developmentally down-regulated 9. The record is from RefSeq and is a predicted model, not a curated record. Gene Ontology annotation, molecular function: protein binding. Gene Ontology annotation, biological process: cell surface receptor protein tyrosine kinase signaling pathway; cell migration. The transcript is spliced from 8 exons. Gene Ontology annotation, cellular component: plasma membrane; cytoplasm. Bases 404 to 2878 code for a protein of 824 amino acids. Lineage: Eukaryota; Metazoa; Chordata; Aves; Casuariiformes; Dromaiidae.
AGCCGGAAGAGAAACAUUUGUGGUUUCUGUCUUUUACAAGGAAGAGAAGAGACAGAGUAAAAAUUUACUCUUACAACAAAGUCUUCCCUAACGAAUGGGCAGACAUGGUUUCCUCAGGCUACAUUAACCUUACAGAAGAUUAAAGAAAUAUGAUGGGAAAGGUCAGUGGAGGGAAUUAAGAACAUCCCUGGCAAGAGAAAGAAAGUGCUUAUGUCUAUGAAGAAAUAUUUGGAACAAGAAAAUCCAGGAAGUAAAAAAAAAAUCCUACAAUUGGGAAAGGCAAAAAAUCAGUGGGUUUACCACAAUGCUGGAUUUCCUACGGAGAUAGCUAUCGCCAAUACACAAAGCUCCUGUGUUCCUUAGAUUAACAUACCGUAGGUGGAAGCCAGAAAAACACUGGAUAAUGAAUCUUAUGGCAAGAGCCCUGUACGAUAAUGUCCCUGAAUGCGCAGAAGAGUUGGCCUUCCGCAAAGGCGACAUUUUGACGGUGAUAGAACAGAACACCGAAGGUCUUGAAGGAUGGUGGCUCUGCUCCUUACACGGCCGGCAAGGCAUCGUUCCAGGCAACCGUGUGAAACUUCUGAUAGGCCCAGUGGUACAGGACAGUCCUUCUGGUCAGGAUAUGUCCAAUUCAGGACUGACACAUCAAUCCUUCAACCAACAAAAAAUCUAUCAAGUGCCAAGUGCACAUGCCUCUGCACGGGACCCCAUCUAUCAGGUGCCACCUUCCCACCUGAAUCAGGGAAUCUACCAGAUACCCACUAGUCAUGGUCUAGUGGGGCAAGAUAUUUACCAAGUGCCACCCUCCAUGCAGAGAAGCAUUGACGGUCCACCUCUGGUUAACAAGGUAGUAACUCCAGUCAGGUCAGGACAAGGUUAUGUUUAUGAGUUCCCUUCCAAAUACCAAAAGGAUACCUAUGAUAUCCCGCCUGUUCGUCCUCUCCAAGGGAUAUAUGACGUUCCCCCGGCAUCGACUAAGGGGCCUACAUAUCCAGUUCCCAUGGGAGAAGCAAAAGCAUUAGGAGUCUAUGAUAUACCACCUGCCAAAGGGAUCUGUGCUACACCUCCAUCUGUGUGCCGAGAUGAUACAGGCCUGAGGGAAAAUUUACGGGAUUUUUCAUCUCCACUGGGCCACAGUGCAAGACCAGAAGGAGUAUAUGAUAUUCCUCCUCCCAUCACCAAAGCAACUGGGAAAGAACUUAGUAAGAAAUUUUCUUCUGAGAGCCUUUUAUCAACUGAUGGAAUGCCACGCAAACAGAGUGUGUAUGACAUCCCUGUGAACCAUCAAAACCAAUUUCUCGGACAGCAAAUUGCACCUCAGAAAGAUGUAUAUGAUACCCCACGGGGGGUUGCCUUUCCAGGACAACAGACAGGAUUAAGUGAGAGUCUAAUCUCAGAAGGAAGAGAAGGUAUAUAUGAUGUGCCACCGCCAAUUCUACAAGAGACUAAAGGAUUACAGGAUGUGACUGACGGAAUAAAUAGGUUGUCUUUCUCCAGCACAGGAAGUACCAGGAGUAACAUGUCCACAUCUUCAACAACGUCAAAGGACUCUUCUUUCUCAGCAUCAACUGCACAGGACAAAAGACUAAUCCUUGAUCCAGAUACUGCUAUAGAGAGGCUUUAUUGCCUUCAGCAUAUGAUGGAGGCAGCUGUCAAUAACCUCAUGGCCUUCAUUACUGCAGACUGGCGGUCUUAUGGAUAUAUGGAGAAACACAUCAAUGAAAUUCGUACUGCUGUGGAUAAGGUGGAGCAGUCGCUGUUGGAAUACCUUCAGUUUGCGAAAGGAUCAGCAGCCAAUGCUUCCUGUCUGUCUGAGGUCAGCCUCUAUAACAAAAUGAGGAGGGAAGUGCAGAGGCUGGAGGACUCCCACCAGAUCCUCACCCAAACCAGCCAUGACCUGAAUAGCUACAGCUGGUCUUUAAAUGUCCUAGCUGUCAACAGACUGCAGAACAAGUGUGAUGACCUGGAUCGAUUUGUUAUGGUGGCAAGGACAGUCCCAGAUGAUGCCAAGCAACUGACCACCACCAUCAGCGUCAAUGCAGAAGUGCUGUUCAAACAGGUGGUUAGCAGCUCACGUUUCAGGAAUGUACCAGAGAACAUCAUGAACACUCCUGAAUACGUCUGUAACAAUCCUCAUAUGCAGCAGCAUGGAGAGAAAACACAGAACCACUGUAACUCCCUUUCCCCACUUCUGAGUAAAGGUCAGCACCCUCACAGUACCACUAGUGAGAGCUCAGAAAAGAGCUGGAUGGAUGACUACGAUUAUGUUCACCUGCAGGGGAAAGAAGAGUUUGAAAGACAACAGAAGGAGCUGCUGGAAAAAGAAAAUAUCAUCAAGCAGAGCAAGACAGAGCUAGAGCACCAUCAGAUCAAUCAGUUCCAACGUCUAGAGCAAGAGAUCACAAAGCCUGUAGAGAACGACAUCUCAAAGUGGAAGCCACCUCAAGCUCUCCAAACCACGAACAGCACUGCAGCCUCUCAUGACAGACAGCUGCUUUUAUUCUAUUCUGACCAGUGUGAGACUCAUUUCAACUCCCUCCUAAAUGCCAUUGAUGCCUUUUUCAGUUGCGUCAAUGCUUCUCAGCCUCCGCGAAUCUUUGUUGCACACAGCAAAUUUGUCAUUUUGAGCGCUCACAAACUUGUGUUCAUUGGGGAUACGCUCACAAGGCAAGUGACAACUCAGGACAUACGCAACAAAGUGAUGAACUCCAGCAACCAGUUGUGUGAACUGCUAAAGAGUAUUGUCAUGGCUACCAAGAUGGCCGCCUUGCAUUACCCUAAUACGGUAGCCCUACAGGAGAUGGUGGACCAAGUAGCAGAGCUGUCUCAUCAUGCACAGCUGUUUAAACUCUCAUUAGUCCAAAUGGCAUCAUUAUGAAACAAAACGAAAUCCAAUCCAUGAACAGUGAAACAGAAAAGCCAACAAACUGGAGAUAUUUUUAUGUAAAUGGUUAUCAUUUAUGUUUUGUAAAUAUUUUAUAUGAAAUAUUUUAAAUACAUUUUUAUGGCUUAGAGAAUCUAAUGAAAUCAGGGAUCUGGGAAUAUAUCUGGUUCCAUAUUAUGGUUCUCAUAUACGUCUAGAUAUGUAUACACUGCAUACAUGUAUAUGUUGCUACAUUCCCUAAGACAUCAUUAAGCACCUUAAAAGUACACGUCGGGUAAGCAGUGCGUAUCUUUGUAUAUACUGCCUGUGUCUCAGUAUAUUUGUUAACUGGAUGCUGCACUCUUCUUGUUUCAUUCCAGCUUAAAUUUGGCACAUGGACUUGGUUGUGAAACCUACUUGUAGCGAUCCAUGAAGCCGGUGUAAUGGUUCUCAUAGAACCCCAUUCCCUUCUUCAAAACUGCUUUCUCUAGGUUAAUUCCAUAAACUUUAGCUCUCCCUUCUUGAUGUUAUUUUGCAUACAGGAUUCAACCAUUUUGAGACACACAUGUGCAGAACUGUAACAAACAAUGCAUCAAGGUGUAUGGCAUUUGGGAGAAAAGCAUUUUUAGGCAACAUAAGAGACAGACCCUUCUAAGAAGGAAUGAAGGAUUGUAUAUGUUCAACAGAAAAAUUUGAAUGCCACAAGACAUUUCUAAUAACUAUGCAACAUGGUAUUUCAAAACCUGGGAGGAUUCCCAGCAAUGUAAAUUCACACGUUUGCCUUGUAUAUCUCGUCAGACUUGAAAGCCUAAUUGUUGAUGGACUCGGAGUUAUCCUGAGAGCAUCCCAAAAUCCACUAGGCUCAUCUCUGAGGUUGCAGAUGAUCAAUGUCUUAAAAGGCCAGUUCCUUCCAGAAGGAUUAAUGCAGAAGUGUUGUAAUGCAUGUGGAAAGAAGGACAACCUAAUUUAAAAUAACAGAUAUUUAAACACCUGGAUAGAGUACACAUAAUUUAAUGAAGACAGAGCACUUAUUUUCCUAGGACAUAUUCUUGGGAAUUCCUUGCAUCUAUUGCAAUUCUGACUUUCAUUCAAAUAUUGGGCUUUUUUUCCAAAUUCUGUUCUCUAGCUCCUGGUCCUGCUACACUUCUGCACUACACAGUUGCCAGGAAUGACAUCCUGUUUUAAUGGGUAACUCCAUCAGUAGUAGCUAUUGUUCUAACCAGUAAUUUUCAACUUGGAUCCCUAAAAAAUUGUUAGCGGAGAUAUGGAAUCCUUUAGAAAUUUAACAUAUGCAGGCUACUCCAUUACAUAUAUAAACUUAUAUUUCUUCAUUGCGUUUUGUGAACCCGCCCAAAAAUAAGUCACAGAACUCCAGUUGCCUGUGGGCCACAGACUGGAAAGCACUCUUCAAACUGGGUGGUAGGAACAGUCCAGCUCAGAUAAUGAAUUCCAGGUAAUUCUGGUGAUUUUAAAGCAGAAAUACUACUAUCCUUAGAUAAGUCAGGGCAGUCCCACAUUGAUAUAUUUUGAGUGUUUGCAUGAGAGACCAGAUUACUAGUAAAUACACAGUCGUAAGAGGGGUAGCAAGUAGAAAACAUUUAGGCAUUCCUGCCUAAACUUUUCCUUUCCCAGUCUGUAUAUAAAGAUGUGCCUUAUUGCAAUGGGAUUUGUUGUCUCAGAUAACAAAAACAUUUUAGCAGCAUGUGCAGUUUUCUUGUCUUAAUGUAAUUGUCUCAGAGCAAAGGCUGCUCUUAGCCACCAUAACGUUGCUUCCGGAGUCUCCAGAACAUUCCCAGGAAGGGCAGCAGGAGCUGGCACAGCCUCAGCAGUCCCAGAAUCGGCUCCGUUUCUGGUAUUACAUUUUAAACUCUCCUUAGUUUGACAAAGAGAAAGGGUAGUUAUCAUGUUGUAACAAUAUCCAGUUGCCAAAAAUAAUCCACUUGAAACUGUUUUGUACUUGUGUUGUUUGCAAUUCUUCUAGUUUUCCUCGUUUGUUUUUUCACUGUAUAUUCUUAGAAAGUAUAAAUGUGUUUUGAAGCUUAGCUGUUCUGUUGAUAGCUUGUGCUUUCAGGGGAACCUUUAUCGCAGAGCUGUAUUACCAUUUGUUAUCUUGUAGAGAGUAACUUUAAAAUCAUUAAAUGAGAAUAGCUUUUUUAAUUAAAAAAAAAAAAAGCCAA